GUGGUAGUUCACAAACUAAGAGCAACGAUGUCUGAAGUAGCACCAGCCCCAGCACAAACGCCAGCACCAGUUGAAGAGGCGCAACCGGCCAACACGGCCAAUGUGACCUCGACCGUGACCAAAGACAACCGGACUGCUGCCCAUACACAUAUCAAAGGGCUAGGCCUUGAUGAGCGUGGAUUUGCCAAACAGAUCGACGAUGGAUUUGUUGGACAAAAGGAAGCUCGUGAAGCAUGUGGUAUUGUCGUCGAUUUGAUUAAAACCAAAAAAAUGAGUGGUAAGGCCAUUUUGCUUGCCGGCGGUCCAGGUACAGGUAAGACCGCAUUGGCAUUGGCAGUUUCGCAAGAAUUGGGCCCAAAGGUUCCAUUUUGCCCCAUUGUUGGAUCAGAAUUAUAUUCUGUUGAAGUGAAAAAAACUGAGGCUUUGAUGGAGAACUUUAGAAAAGCAAUUGGUUUGAGAAUCAAAGAAACCAAAGAAGUUUACGAGGGUGAAAUCGUCGAGCUUACCCCAGAGGAGGCCGAGAACCCAUUGGGUGGUUACGGUAAGACCAUCAAACACGUUCUUGUUGGAUUAAAAACUUCUAAGGGUACCAAAAACUUGAAGCUUGAUCCUUCAAUAUAUGAGUCAAUACAAAAGGAGAAGGUAUCAGUUGGUGAUGUCAUAUAUAUUGAAGCAAACACAGGUGCUGUGAAAAGAGUUGGUAGAUCGGAUGCAUAUGCUACUGAAUUUGAUCUAGAGGCGGAAGAAUACGUUCCAUUGCCUAAGGGUGAGGUUCACAAGAAGAAGGAAAUUGUUCAAGAUAUCACAUUGCACGAUUUGGAUGUUGCAAAUGCCAGACCACAAGGUGGUCAAGACAUUUUGUCAAUGAUGGGACAACUACUCAAACCUCGUAAAACCGAGAUUACAGAAAAACUUAGAACAGAGGUGAACAGAAUGGUCUCUAAAUAUAUCGACCAAGGAGUGGCGGAGUUAGUCCCUGGUGUUUUGUUCAUUGAUGAAGUUAACAUGCUUGAUAUCGAAUGUUUCACAUUUUUGAAUAGAGCGUUGGAGUCCACAAUUGCUCCGGUGGUGAUUCUUGCAUCCAACAGAGGCUUGACAACAGUGAGGGGUGCAGAAGACAUAAAAUCGCCACACGGCAUUCCACCUGAUUUGAUCGAUAGGUUGUUGAUUGUCAAGACGUCAGCUUACAGCUAUGAUGAGAUUAAGAACAUUAUUCUCAAGAGAUCCAAGAUUGAGAGUAUCUUGGUGUCUAAUGAAGCUCUAGAUAAAUUAUCAGAAGUUGCAACAAGAGCAUCUCUCAGAUAUGCUUUGCAGUUGUUAUCACCAGCAAACAUAUUGGCACAAAUUGGCGGAAGAAAAGAGGUUGGUUCUGACGAUGUUGAUGAAUGUCAAGUGUUGUUUUUAGAUGCUCAACGUAGUACAAAAGUCUUAGAGCAAGGUCAAGGUUAUUUAUAAUGUUUAAGCUUCUAUCAAAGUAAAGUCAAGAAAAAUAUAUAAAAGAAUCUUUAGUAAUAUGUAUAAUUAAUCACAAUUUUCGUUCCCAUAUUGAA
This is a messenger RNA of Pichia membranifaciens NRRL Y-2026, 1550 nucleotides long. RefSeq lists its product as hypothetical. Gene Ontology annotation, biological process: box C/D snoRNP assembly; chromatin remodeling; regulation of transcription by RNA polymerase II. Gene Ontology annotation, molecular function: DNA helicase activity; ATP binding; ATP hydrolysis activity. The transcript has a single exon. Gene Ontology annotation, cellular component: Ino80 complex; R2TP complex; NuA4 histone acetyltransferase complex. NCBI's taxonomy places the organism in Eukaryota, Fungi, Ascomycota, Pichiomycetes, Pichiales, Pichiaceae. The record is from RefSeq and is a predicted model, not a curated record. Bases 28 to 1455 code for a protein of 475 amino acids.